AUGAUUCUCAAAGGCUAUUCCACGAUGCUCAUACCCACCUGGGCCCUCGGGCAAGGCAACGACAGCCUCCAGUGGCACUUCAUGGGAUCUCAAAGGCCUGGGGAAUAUAUAUCUGCAGAUUCUAUACCUCCAGAUCUCAGACGGACCAUACGCGACCUCGAAGUCAGUAGUAUCCACGACCGGCGAACCUUUGUGGGAUAUUGUAGCGAAGCAUACAUUCACGUGGGUACACGAGAUUCAGGAUUCGAAAAUAUUACCUUGUCACAGGCGGAAUGCAGCUCGACAGCCGUACGCAUUGGUCGAGAGAUAAACCCUACAAUUGGUACGGGAGGUCUGGGUAUCCUUAGAGGUGGGAUUGGCGCCAAAGUCAUUUUCACGAAGGGGUUGUUCGCCCCGAUCGAAGAAGAGGAGACUUGUUUAGAAGAUAGGGUGCUCAACUCAAAGGAUAACGGCUGCAUCAUCUAUGACACAGAGAAGAAAACCGGUUUCAUGAUCCCAGAGUUGAAUUCUGUCCUUCUCAUUGCUCACAUGUGGGCCUCGAGACAAUCAAACAGCAAUCAACUUUUAAAAAUCAUGCCCUUUAUUCCACCCACUACAACGGGUGGACAAGCUGCGUUAAAGAUAGUGAUGGAAAAUUCAAAUCUAAUCCUGCGCGAAGAGUAUGCCGACGAAAAGAAGUUAUUUUUCAUCACCAAACUGAAAGACGUAUUUCGCGCACUGGAGAGGAGAAAAGAACAGCAGAGAAUCGUGCAGGAAAAUACGAUUCGCAUAAUUGAGCGACAUUGGGUUCGAGGCUGGGAAAUCUGUGAUAUUGCUGCCUGCAAACCAUCAAAUGAGAAGAGAGUCAAACUGCCACUUAGUGCGGACGAUUCAUGGCAUAAGAUUCCUCGUGACAAUCCCGAUAUGAUUGUUCUGCUAUGCAAGGGCAUGGCCGAUGCGAUUCGACCGGGCCCAAACACAGUCUGUCAAGCAUGGUACCCUCUUCCUCAAGAAAAUUAUCUCAUGGCAAGUGCGGAAUGCGUCAAGUUGCUAUCUGAGAAGCACGGAGGUACGAAGGGGAAGCCGAGACUCGCGGCGAAGCUUUACUUGAAGGUCCCAAAGAGCAAUAGUAUCUUGGGUGAUUGCGAGGCUAGUGUUGACGGUGGGUGCAAUCAUGCCCAGUCCCUGAGUAAAAAUCCACCGGAUAAUGAAGUGUUCUUGAAGAAUGGCGCCAUCAUUUUUGGGAAGAGCAUGGGCCGGAAGUACCGUAGCUGA
Penicillium manginii is the source of this 1254-nucleotide messenger RNA. RefSeq lists its product as uncharacterized. The transcript has a single exon. NCBI's taxonomy places the organism in Eukaryota, Fungi, Ascomycota, Eurotiomycetes, Eurotiales, Aspergillaceae. Bases 1 to 1254 code for a protein of 417 amino acids. The record is from RefSeq and is a predicted model, not a curated record.